This is a messenger RNA of Glycine soja, 2041 nucleotides long. RefSeq names its product tRNA (guanine(37)-N1)-methyltransferase 1-like. Gene Ontology annotation, cellular component: cytoplasm. The transcript has 9 exons. Lineage: Eukaryota; Viridiplantae; Streptophyta; Magnoliopsida; Fabales; Fabaceae. The coding region runs from base 59 to 1864 and encodes 601 amino acids. The record is from RefSeq and is a predicted model, not a curated record. Gene Ontology annotation, biological process: tRNA N1-guanine methylation.
CGUGAGUGAGAUGUGUGUUAUUAAAUAGUUUUGAGUUGAGCAACAAGUGGGUGGCAGAAUGAUAAGCAAGGUAUUCCUAAAGCCCCAUCUGGUUGGUCUUCUUCUUCCCUCUAAAUUCGGCUUGGUCUUCCCUCACACAACCAAGCCUUCUUCUUCCCUUCCCACCACUUUCUUCAUUUCACACUUCUCCUCUGCCCCUCUCUCUUCCUACGGACCCUCCCUCCACAAGGGAACAACAAUCCCCUCCCAAUCCCUAAACGACGCCGUUCUCUGCGAAGAAGCCUUCACGCGAGUCUUCCACCUCGCCGCACUCCGCGUCCCCUCCUCCGAAUGCUCCGCCCUCGAGAGCCGCCUCCGUGGCCACCUCCUUAACUGGCCCCGCCUCCGCAAUAUCGCCCGCGUCCCCGGCGACGACAUCGACCCCACCCUCGCCCCUCUCUUGCCUCAACCAGGUAACGGAGAAUUCGACUUCGACGAAAAUGAAGUAGAAGAAAGACGUCUCGUCUCGCUGCAACGCCGGAUUCACGGCAAGGCGGACGGCGACGGCGACGUGUUGAGCCCCGUGCUGUACCGUGACAGGCUCGCGAGGACGUUCAACACCAGCGGCUUCGUGAAGUUCCGCCACCUCGCGAAGAUUUCGCGGCCGAACAGGAAUAAGAGGAGGAGGAAGAGGAAGGAGAAGGAGUCGAGUGAAGGGGUUAAGCGCGUGGGGGAGAAUGGGUUUGCUGCAGUUGAGGUUAUUGAGGAAGAAGAAGAAGGAGAAGAAAGUGGUGGUUUGAGGAAUUUGCUUGGAGAAGAGUUUGCGAGGAAAAAAUGGAGAGGUUCCACGAGGUUGCUGCUUCUGGAUGAACGCUACGCUGAUCGCGGUUUCGAGGAGUUGCCUGAAGCAACUAAGGCUGUUUUGAAGGAGUAUGCAGAAAAGAGUACAAAUUUGAUGCUUGAUCUAGUUAGAUGCAAGUUGACACUAUUCUAUGAUUACUGGCAGAUGAAUGAGGUCUUGGAGACCUUGCUGCCUGAGGGUAUGAUUAUUCCUUCCGCUUUUGAGACUGUUGGUCAUAUAGCACACCUGAAUUUGAGAGACGAACAUUUACCAUACAAGUGGCUAAUAGCUAAGGUUGUGCUGGAUAAGAAUAAGCCAAGGAUACAAACGGUUGUGAACAAGAUUGAUACAAUUCAAAAUGAGUACAGGACCAUGCAGCUUGAGGUUUUAGCAGGAAACCACUCUCUUGUGACUACAGUAGUUGAGAAUGGUAUUCACUUUCAGGUUGACUUAGCGACAGUAUAUUGGAGUUCUAGGCUAGGAACUGAAAGACAAAGGCUUCUGAGUGGUUUUACACGGAACGAUGUCGUCUGUGAUGUUUUCUCUGGAGUUGGUCCUUUAGCCAUAUCUGCAGCAAGGAUAGUUAAACGUGUUUUUGCUAAUGACUUAAAUCCUUAUGCAGUUGAGUAUCUGGAAAGAAAUUGUGUUCUAAACAAACUUGACAGGAAGAUUAAGGUCUUUAACAUGGAUGGAAGAAGGUUCAUUAAAUCUAUGUAUGACAGUGAUAUAUCUCAGUCCAUCACACAGGUGGUUAUGAACUUGCCAAGUGAAGCUGCAGAAUUUCUAGAUGCAUUUCGGGGAAUAUACAAAAAUAGACCCAAGGAUGGGGAAUAUACUUUGCCAUUGAUCCAUGUUUAUGGAUUCUCCAAAGCACGAGAUCCAGAAUUUGAUUUUCACGAGAGAAUAAGAAUUGCACUGCUAGAAGUUGCAGUCAAUGUAGACAUGAGACGGGUAAGGCUUGUUGCUCCUGGAAAAUGGAUGUUGUGCGCAUCGUUCCUUCUCCCUAAAAGUGUAGCAUUUGCUGAUACUGCAGUUGAUACCUAAACAGUAUUUAGAUUGUUAUUUAUUCAUUGGAUGUAGUAAAUUUUGUUCCAUUGCAUUAGUUGUCUAAAUUGAUAUUGUGUAUAUAUCUAACAUGACUUUUUUUUUUAACCUCUAGUCUCUAGCAUUACUAAUUAGUGGAUAUUGAAAAAAAAAAAAUAAAGCCCAUGAUAUUGGACC